AUGUCUGUUCUUUCAUUUUACAGAAGCAGUAGAGAACUGUGGACUAUUCUGCUUGGAAGGUCAGCUCUGAGAGAGCUGAGUCAGAUUGAGGCAGAACUGAAUAAACAUUGGCGGCGAUUGUUAGAGGGGCUUUCUUACUACAAACCUCCCAGCCCAAGUUCAGCUGAAAAAGUGAAAGCUAAUAAAGAUGUAGCGUCACCAUUGAAGGAACUGGGUUUAAGAAUCAGCAAGUUUUUGGGUCUUGAUGAAGAACAGAGUGUGCAGUUACUCCAGUGUUACCUGCAAGAGGACUACAGGGGUACUCGGGACUCAGUAAAGACAGUACUGCAAGAUGAGAGGCAGAGCCAGGCCUUAAUCCUGAAGAUUGCAGAUUAUUAUUAUGAAGAAAGAACCUGUAUUCUUCGUUGUGUCUUACACCUUCUCACUUACUUCCAAGAUGAAAGACACCCCUAUAGGGUUGAAUAUGCAGACUGUGUUGAUAAAUUGGAGAAGGAACUAGUUUCAAAAUACAGACAGCAGUUUGAAGAGCUUUAUAAAACUGAAGCACCAACUUGGGAGACACAUGGAAAUCUCAUGACAGAGCGCCAAGUGUCUCGCUGGUUUGUUCAGUGUCUUCGGGAACAGUCCAUGCUGCUAGAAAUUAUUUUCCUUUAUUAUGCAUACUUUGAGAUGGCACCCAGUGACCUACUUGUAUUAACCAAGAUGUUUAAAGAGCAAGGAUUUGGUAGUAGGCAGACCAAUAGGCACCUGGUGGAUGAGACUAUGGAUCCUUUUGUAGAUCGGAUUGGCUACUUCAGUGCCCUCAUCCUGGUGGAGGGCAUGGAUAUUGAGUCCUUACAUAAGUGUGCUUUGGAUGACAGAAGAGAACUGCACCAGUUUGCGCAGGAUGGGCUUAUUUGUCAGGAUAUGGACCGUUUAAUGUUGACCUUUGGGGACAUUCCACAUCAUGCCCCAGUUCUUUUGGCCUGGGCUCUCCUCCGUCACACUCUGAACCCAGAAGAGACAAGUAGUGUGGUCCGGAAGAUAGGUGGCACAGCCAUCCAGCUGAAUGUGUUUCAGUACUUGACCCGAUUGCUCCAGUCACUUGCCAGUGGGGGAAAUGAUUGCACCACCAGCACUGCAUGCAUGUGUGUCUAUGGACUGCUCUCUUUCGUUCUGACCUCGUUGGAGCUGCACACACUGGGCAAUCAGCAGGAUAUAAUUGAUACAGCAUGUGAAGUCCUGGCCGACCCUUCUCUUCCGGAACUGUUCUGGGGAACAGAGCCAACUUCGGGCCUUGGGAUCAUUCUGGACAGUGUGUGUGGCAUGUUUCCCCACCUCCUCUCCCCACUCCUGCAACUGCUCCGAGCCCUGGUAUCAGGGAAGUCCACUGCCAAAAAGGUAUAUAGCUUCUUGGAUAAGAUGUCUUUCUACAAUGAACUUUAUAAACACAAGCCUCAUGAUGUAAUCUCCCAUGAAGAUGGAACUCUUUGGCGGAGACAAACACCCAAACUCCUUUAUCCCCUUGGAGGUCAAACUAACCUUCGCAUACCUCAAGGCACUGUGGGCCAAGUAAUGUUGGAUGAUAGGGCAUACCUGGUACGCUGGGAAUACUCCUAUAGCAGCUGGACCCUCUUUACCUGCGAGAUUGAAAUGUUGCUUCAUGUUGUUUCAACUGCAGAUGUGAUUCAGCACUGCCAGCGAGUCAAACCCAUCAUUGAUCUUGUCCAUAAGGUCAUCAGUACAGACCUGUCGAUAGCAGACUGCCUCCUGCCCAUCACAUCUCGCAUCUACAUGCUGCUGCAGCGGUUAACGACAGUGAUCUCCCCACCUGUGGAUGUCAUUGCUUCUUGUGUCAACUGCUUAACUGUUUUGGCUGCCCGCAAUCCAGCAAAGGUCUGGACUGAUCUUCAUCACACAGGCUUUUUACCAUUUGUGGCCCAUCCUGUCUCCAGCCUGAGUCAGAUGAUUAGUGCGGAAGGGAUGAACGCUGGAGGGUACGGAAACCUCUUGAUGAAUAGUGAGCAGCCUCAGGGCGAGUAUGGGGUCACUGUUGCCUUUCUGCGCUUGAUCACCACCCUCGUCAAGGGGCAACUUGGUAGUACCCAGAGCCAAGGACUUGUGCCCUGUGUAAUGUUUGUGCUGAAGGAGAUGCUUCCCAGCUACCAUAAGUGGCGCUACAACUCUCACGGAGUGAGGGAACAGAUUGGUUGCCUGAUCCUGGAGCUGAUUCAUGCGAUACUGAACCUGUGCCACGAGACAGACCUGCAAAACAGUCAUACUCCCAGCCUGCAGUCUCUCUGCAUCUGCAGCCUUGCAUACACAGAGGCAGGACAGACAGUUAUCAAUAUCAUGGGCAUUGGCGUGGACACCAUUGACAUGGUGAUGGCUGCUCAGCCUCGAAGUGAUGGGGCAGAGGGCCAGGGGCAGGGCCAGCUGCUGAUCAAGACAGUGAAACUGGCAUUCUCCGUCACCAACAAUGUUAUUCGGCUGAAACCUCCUUCUAAUGUGGUGUCCCCCCUGGAACAGGCUCUCUCACAACAUGGUGCUCAUGGAAACAACCUCAUUGCUGUUCUAGCCAAAUACAUCUACCACAAACAUGACCCUGCUUUGCCACGUCUUGCCAUUCAGCUGCUGAAACGUCUGGCCACGGUGGCCCCAAUGUCAGUGUAUGCUUGUCUGGGCAAUGAUGCGGCUGCCAUUCGUGAUGCCUUCCUGACCCGAUUGCAGAGCAAAAUUGAGGACAUGCGCAUCAAAGUUAUGAUUCUAGAGUUCCUCACAGUUGCAGUAGAGACCCAACCAGGCCUCAUCGAACUGUUUCUGAACCUGGAGGUUAAGGAUGGCAGUGAUGGCUCAAAGGAAUUCAGUCUUGGGAUGUGGAGCUGUCUCCAUGCAGUGCUGGAGCUGAUUGAUUCCCAACAGCAAGAUCGAUACUGGUGCCCACCCCUGCUGCAUCGUGCCGCCAUUGCCUUUUUGCAUGCUCUGUGGCAGGACCGGAGGGACAGUGCCAUGCUGGUCCUCCGGACCAAACCCAAGUUUUGGGAAAAUUUAACCAGUCCACUGUUUGGAACCCUUUCUCCUCCCUCUGAAACAUCAGAGCCCAGCAUCCUGGAAACCUGUGCCCUCAUCAUGAAGAUAAUUUGCUUGGAGAUAUACUAUGUAGUUAAGGGUUCAUUAGACCAGUCAUUAAAAGAUACACUCAAGAAAUUUUCCAUCGAGAAACGCUUUGCCUACUGGUCAGGGUAUGUCAAGUCAUUAGCAGUUCACGUGGCCGAAACAGAAGGCAGCAGCUGCACCUCCUUGUUAGAGUACCAGAUGCUGGUGUCCGCCUGGAGGAUGCUUCUCAUCAUUGCCACCACUCAUGCAGAUAUAAUGCACCUGACUGACUCUGUGGUGCGUCACCAGCUCUUUCUUGACGUGCUUGAUGGAACCAAAGCAUUACUCCUAGUUCCAGCCUCAGUGAACUGCCUUCGCCUCGGCUCCAUGCAGUGCACUCUGCUGCUUAUCCUCCUCCGGCAGUGGAAGAGAGAGUUAGGUUCCGUGGAUGAAAUCCUUGGACCCUUGACGGAGAUCCUGGAAGGAGUGCUGCAGGCCGACCAGCAACUCAUGGAGAAGACCAAGGCCAAGGUGUUCUCAGCAUUCAUCACAGUGUUGCAAAUGAAGGAGAUGAGAGUAAGUGACAUCCCCCAGUACUCCCAGCUGGUGUUGAACGUCUGUGAGACCCUCCAAGAGGAAGUGAUUGCACUCUUCGACCAGACCCGCCACAGUCUGGCAUUAGGCGGUGCCACCGAGGACAAGGACAGCAUGGAGACUGACGACUGUUCUCGGUCCCGGCACAGGGACCAGCGUGAUGGGGUGUGUGUCCUGGGCCUGCACCUGGCCAAGGAGCUGUGUGAGGUAGAUGAGGAUGGUGACUCCUGGCUGCAGGUGACCCGCAGGCUCCCCAUCCUACCUACCCUCCUCACCACCCUAGAGGUGAGCCUUCGCAUGAAGCAGAACCUACAUUUCACUGAGGCCACACUGCAUCUGCUUCUUACCCUGGCUCGCACUCAGCAGGGAGCCACAGCAGUGGCUGGAGCUGGCAUCACCCAGAGCAUUUGUUUGCCCCUUCUGAGUGUGUACCAGCUGAGCACCAAUGGCACAGCACAGACACCUAGCGCCUCUCGGAAGUCCCUGGAUGCCCCCUCUUGGCCAGGAGUCUACCGCCUGUCCAUGUCCUUGAUGGAGCGGCUGCUGAAAACUCUGCGCUACAACUUCCUGACUGAGGCCCUGGACUUCGUAGGUGUCCACCAGGAGCGGACCUUACAGUGCCUCAACGCGGUGAGGACAGUGCAGAGUCUGGCCUGCCUGGAGGAGGCGGACCACACCGUGGGUUUUAUUCUGCAGCUCUCCAACUUCAUGAAGGAGUGGCACUUCCACUUGCCUCAGCUCAUGCGUGAUAUCCAGGUCAACCUGGGUUACCUGUGCCAGGCAUGCACCUCCCUCCUGCACAGUCGAAAGAUGCUGCAGCAUUACUUACAGAACAAAAAUGGGGAUGGCCUCCCCUCGGCCGUUGCCCAGCGAGUCCAGAGGCCACCAUCUGCUGCUUCUGCUGCCCCCUCCUCCUCCAAGCAGCCUGCUGCUGACACAGAGGCAUCAGAGCAGCGGGCCUUGCACACAGUCCAGUAUGGCCUUCUCAAGAUCCUCAGCAGGACGCUGGCAGCCCUGCGCCACUUCACCCCAGAUGUCUGCCAGAUCCUGCUGGAUCAGUCCCUGGACCUUGCUGAAUACAACUUCCUGUUUGCCCUGAGCUUUACCACUCCCACCUUUGACUCCGAAGUCGCCCCCUCCUUUGGGACCCUUCUGGCCACAGUGAAUGUGGCCCUCAACAUGCUUGGAGAGCUGGACAAGAAAAAGGAGCCCCUCACCCAGGCAGUGGGGCUCAGCACACAGGCAGAAGGGACCAGGACGUUAAAGUCCCUCCUGAUGUUUACCAUGGAAAACUGCUUCUACCUGCUCAUCUCUCAGGCGAUGCGGUACCUUAGGGACCCGGCUGUGCAUCCCCGGGACAAACAGCGGAUGAAGCAGGAGCUCAGCUCUGAGUUGAGCACGCUGCUCUCCAGCCUCUCGCGCUACUUCCGCCGGGGAGCCCCCAGCUCCCCUGCCACUGGUGUCCUCCCCUCGCCGCAGGGCAAGUCCACCUCUCUCUCCAAAGCCAGCCCUGAGAGUCAAGAGCCUCUGAUCCAGCUAGUGCAGGCAUUUGUCCGGCAUGUGCAAAGAUAGGGCAGUGCUGUGCUGCUGUGCUGCCUACCUACCCCUCUCCACCAGCCUACACCGCACCCUGGCUGCCAGGGCCUAUACAACGGAGGGCACCUUCUGUCACCCCCUCCCCGAGUAGCCACUUCAACCACCCACCCACUGAUGUUAUUUUUAUACUAGAUGAAGAGGUCAACAGCAGGCAUGGGGAGUGGAGUCUUCUGUGCUUAGGCCCUCACGCUGCCGACGCCCCCAGAGGAGCAUUCCUUCCCUUCCAGCAUUCCCCACAGCACGGCCAGCCAGGGGAGGCGGGAGCCCAGGAGAGGGCUCUAUGCACGGGUUUCAGAAUCUGUUUUCCAUGCUCUGUCCCUGCAGUUUUGGUAAUUCUGUGGUCUAUUUAUACAAAUAUUAAAAUCCUGUUUAUAGACA
Mandrillus leucophaeus (drill) is the source of this 5643-nucleotide messenger RNA. It is a transcript of the gene NUP188, whose product is annotated as nucleoporin 188kDa. The coding region runs from base 1 to 5241 and encodes 1746 amino acids. Gene Ontology annotation, biological process: RNA export from nucleus; protein import into nucleus. Gene Ontology annotation, cellular component: nuclear pore inner ring. NCBI's taxonomy places the organism in Eukaryota, Metazoa, Chordata, Mammalia, Primates, Cercopithecidae. The transcript has 43 exons. The record is from RefSeq and is a predicted model, not a curated record. Gene Ontology annotation, molecular function: structural constituent of nuclear pore.